UGUCACCACAUGGGUCAACUAGCGCCGUACGGGUUUGUGGUUUAUUAUUAAUCAACAUCGUUUGCUUAUUUUUAACUUUCAAAAAUGUACAAACGAAAAUCAUUGCCAACAACAAAUGCAUCUAUAAAAAGACCAAAAACGGAAACCAAGAAGAAGUACUCCUUGGAUUCCGACGAAGAAGAUAAUAUCGAAGAGAGUGUUUUAGAGGACAAUGACAUUGAAGGUGAAGAAGAAGGCGAAUCCGGCAAUAUCGGAGAUGAAAAAUUUACAGCGUUUAACAUGCAGGAAGAACUGGAAGAGGGCCACUUUGACAAAGAUGGGCAUUUCAUAUGGAAGAACGAUAAAGAAGUCAGAGACAACUGGUUGGAUAAUAUUGAUUGGCAGAAAAUUAAGUCACUUCCAAAGGGUAGCGUUGAGAAGGGCCUUGGGGAUGAGAGUGACGAUUCCGACUUUGAACCAUUUCAAGAAGUUGAAAUAUACAAAGAAAUUAUUCAAUAUAUGAAACCAAAGGAAACCAUAAAUAAAGCUCUUAUGCGUUGGGGAGCUAAAAAUAAAAAUCUCUCCAGCUUGGAAAGGCUUAAACGUAAAAAGACAGGAACGUUAGAUUCAAAUACUGAGGUUACCAAGUUGACAGAGUUAGCCGAUAAAAUUUUGAGUGAAGCUGGUAAUAUGGAUAUUUACCAAGAAACAUACGAAGUUAUCAAAAGCAAGAUAGACAGUUUCGAAAGCAAGAAAUUAAAAACUUCUGCAAAGGAGGCAAACUUAGAUAUGUAUGCAGAUGAUUUCGAUGAAAAAGAAACCAAGAAGCUGGGUGCCACAACGACAACAGCUGAAACUCACGUGAAAGAACCUGUUUCAAGUGAGGUGUUGAUGUGGGAGUAUAAGUGGAAUUUAAAUGAUGAGAAGAUCGAGGGUCCUUUUGACACUCACCAAAUGUUAAAAUGGGUUAAAGAAGGCUACUUUAAAAAAGGGGCUUUCGUUCGAAAGCGUGGCGAGGAUGUAAAUUUUUAUUCUACGAAUCGGAUUGACUUUGAUCUUUAUUUAUGAAACCUGUACAUUGUUGUAAAUUCCAUUCCUUUAUAUUGUAAUAGAUGCUUGCAUUUAUUUGAUCACACUUUUACAUAGUAAAUAUUUACUACUUUUACUGUUA
This is a messenger RNA of Photinus pyralis (common eastern firefly), 1150 nucleotides long. Its product is annotated as CD2 antigen cytoplasmic tail-binding protein 2 homolog. Gene Ontology annotation, molecular function: protein binding. Gene Ontology annotation, cellular component: U5 snRNP. The transcript is spliced from 4 exons. The record is from RefSeq and is a predicted model, not a curated record. The coding region runs from base 85 to 1047 and encodes 320 amino acids. Lineage: Eukaryota; Metazoa; Arthropoda; Insecta; Coleoptera; Lampyridae.